AUGGCGCGCCGCGUUGCCCCCAGAAUGCCACUGGGCGAGCUCAACCCCACUACAUACUACACGAAAGAUAGAAGAGGAGAGACUGACAAUUCGCUCAACAAAGUAGCACUCGCCGCCACCUUACCGACCGAGUCGACAUACAACAUACAGUCAAAGGCAACGCACAUGUUCAUCGAGGAGAUUUCAGCCCUCAUCUCGCCACUCCUCCGAGAAGCACAAGAACCUACAUCACACAACAGGAAACCGCGACAAAUCUUCGAUCCCUUUGCUCGAGAUUUUUUGUUGAGCGCUCCAGAGAGAACCAUCAAGCUACUCGCCCAGCUCUGCGUCUCGCCACCACUACCAUCAUCCGAGAACAAGAAGGCGGGAAUAUUCGAUCUGCCCGCGGAGAUCCGUCUACAAAUCUACAACGAGUGUUUCGAGCAGCGCUGGGAGGACUAUCGCACGACGCAGCAGCGCACAAGCAAGCACGAUUAUCUUCCGCCACCUCUUUCGACUUCAGCAUGGAAAGACGCUGUUGCUGCUGCUACGGAGCCGCUUGAGCCGGCUAUUUUGCGUGUCAACAAGUUGGUUAGACAGGAGGGUUUGGGAGAAUAUGGCAAGUUCUUGGAGAAAGAAGUCAUCAUUUUGAGAGUCAAGGAACGAGAGCUGAAGAAGAAAGUUCGGGAGGAGAGGAAGCAUUUGGCACAUCUUUGGGCAGGACAGAGCUCGUACAUGGGCGUGAGAAUGUUGGAUUCGCAUGCGGAGAAGGUCGGCGUGCGUGAGGCGAGGGUGGGAAUGGAGAGGGAGAUGGGGAGGCUGGAGAGGACGGGGUGGUUGGAAAUGAAGUGA
This is a messenger RNA of Cercospora beticola, 831 nucleotides long. RefSeq lists its product as uncharacterized. NCBI's taxonomy places the organism in Eukaryota, Fungi, Ascomycota, Dothideomycetes, Mycosphaerellales, Mycosphaerellaceae. The record is from RefSeq and is a predicted model, not a curated record.